This is a messenger RNA of Mizuhopecten yessoensis (Yesso scallop), 6065 nucleotides long. Its product is annotated as dihydropyrimidinase-like. Gene Ontology annotation, cellular component: cytoplasm; cytosol. Gene Ontology annotation, biological process: pyrimidine nucleobase catabolic process. Gene Ontology annotation, molecular function: dihydropyrimidinase activity. The transcript is spliced from 16 exons. The record is from RefSeq and is a predicted model, not a curated record. Bases 327 to 2384 code for a protein of 685 amino acids. Lineage: Eukaryota; Metazoa; Mollusca; Bivalvia; Pectinida; Pectinidae.
UCCGACGAGACAAGGUUGUGUGUAUGUGCGAAAGCGAUGGGGGGCUGGUCACCCGGGCGACGGAUGUUACAUCGAUUUUUUGAGUCAUCAGUGGCGCGGGAGUAAAAUUUGAGUCAGCUGCUGAAGCACACUCAACAAAUAGAUCUAGGCCCUGCACAUGGAUACGUUACACGAAAGCUAAGAGCCAGACAACAUAUUGUAAGUGUGUUCGGUGUUGUUUGGGAGCUUUGCAGAACAUCACAUGUGAAAUAAGCCUACCUCGGCUGUGGAGGAGAAUUACUCGAUUUACGCAAGUUGUAUAUCCAGUCAAGUUAUUAGUAAGAGUCAUGGCUGACAAGGAUAAGAAAAACCCCAAGGAUGAUGAUGACUUCGAUUUUUUUGCACCUCAUCCUCACCCGACCAAAGUACGAGUAAAGCACUCUUUCUUCAAUAUGGUACCAGAUGCUUAUAGUGGAAAAUCAAUUGAUUUCAAAGAAGAUCCGAGGAGAACUCCAACCAAGAAACCUAACAAGAGCACCGGGGAAGAAAAGAAGGAGGAAAAUAAGGAACAGAUUGAGGAAAAUAAGGAAGAGGAACCAAAGAAGGAAGAAGCACCUCCAGUAGAGGAGAAGUUGGAGGCAAAAGCUGUGGUGGCACAGGAGGCAAACCCCUGGGAUAGUUCCGACUCGAGUGCACAGUCAAGACUGUUUCUCAAAGGUGGACGAAUAGUGAACGAUGACCAUUCUUUUGAUGCCGAUGUCUAUAUUGAAGAUGGAAUUAUCAAACAGGUGGGUAACAACCUGGUCAUUCCUGGGGGAUCAAGGACGAUUGACGCCCGCGGCAAACUCAUUAUACCAGGUGGUAUCGACACACAUACACACAUGCAGUUGCCGUUUAUGGGAACGUUUGCUGUGGACGAUUUUUACAGUGGAACUAAAGCGGCCCUGGCCGGAGGAACAACCAUGAUCAUUGACUUCGUCCUCGACCAGAAGAACGUAUCACUGUUGGAAGCUUAUGACAAGUGGAGGAGCUGGGCUGAUGGCAAGGUCUGCUGCGACUACGCGCUUCAUGUCGGGGUCACAUGGUGGUCAGACCAGGUCGCCAAGGAGAUGGAGGUCCUGUGUAAAGAGAAAGGUGUGAACUCUUUCAAAGUGUUCCUGGCGUACAAGGAUGUGUUCAUGUUGGAUGAUCACGAAGUGUACCAGACAUUCAUGAAGUGUCGAGAACUUGGAGCAAUUGGCAUGGUCCACGCUGAAAACGGACAUUUAAUUGCAGAGAAAUCCCAGGAGAUGAUAGAUAAUGGUAUCACUGGACCUGAGGGCCACGAGAUGUGUCGUCCAGAGGAGGUAGAGGCUGAAGCCACACUACGAGCUAUCACGAUAGCACACCAGGCUAAUUGCCCACUGUAUGUUGUUCAUGUCAUGAGCAAAUCUGCAGCAAAGGUUGUGACUGCGGCCAGGAGAAGAGGUAAUGUUGUGUUCGGUGAGCCGAUUGCUGCUAGUCUUGGUACGGACGGAACCCACUACUGGAACAAGUGCUGGAGACACGGGGCUGGACAUGUGAUGGGACCACCUCUCAGACCAGACCCCUCCACUCCGGGCUACCUCAUGGACCUCCUAGCUAAUAAUGACCUCCAAGUGACCGGAACAGAUAACUGCACCUUUAACGCUGACCAGAAGGCAUUGGGCAAGGAUGAUUUUAGAAAGAUUCCUAACGGUGUAAAUGGUGUUGAGGACAGAAUGUCUAUCAUCUGGGAGAAGGGAGUUGCCUGUGGUAAGAUGGACCCCUGUAGGUUUGUAGCUGUCACUAGUACCAAUGCUGCCAAGAUCUUCAACAUUUAUCCUCAAAAGGGCCGUAUCGCUGUAGGAUCUGAUGCAGACAUUGUGGUCUGGGACCCGAAGGCAACCAGAACUAUCUCUGCUAAGACUCACCAUCAGGCUGUAGAUUUCAAUAUAUUCGAAGGCAUGACGUGUCAUGGCGUUCCGGAUUACGUCAUCACCAACGGCCAUGUCGUGUUAGACGAGGGACAGCUGCGUGUGACACAGGGAAUGGGCCGAUAUAUUCCUACACCCUGUAACUCAGAAAUAGCAUUUAGCCGAAUCAGAGAGAGGGAGAGGACCUGUCAGCCAUGUAAGGUAGAAAGAGACCCAUACGAUGGACCGGUUGCAAAGAUUGAUGGAAACAUGCUGGAUGUGAUAACAAAGUCGAGCAACCCAAUCCUGUCUGCUGAUGCUGGAUCAGACAAGUUUAACUCUCACAGUCGGCCAGCCACCAGCAGUGGUGGGAGAAACCUUCAUGACUCUAGCUUUAGCCUCAGUGGUGCUCAAUACGAUGACAGACAAGUUAGAAAGGCAUCAACACGUUCACUUAACCCACCAGGCGGAAAAUCGGAGGGCAUCUGGUAAAGGUCACAGGUUAAAGUUCAAGACUGGAUAAGAUGGGGUUACAGGGGCCAUGAGGGACAGAGAUGGAUCUGUUUUAUUUCAUGAGUAUUCAGCAGUAACUGAUUACCGCUUUUAUUGUUAGUGUGUGGAGCAGGUCAAGGUCGUUUCAAGUCAAGGUCAAAGUCAGGGAUUGAACAGUUAACUAUGGAAUGUCUCCAGUGAACAGUAGGAUUUUCAGUUUGUACUUGACAUAGAAAUACAUAUAAAACUUUUUUAUUUUUUUUUCAAAAUAGGAUUUUCAAAUUUGAAUAUGUAUAUUACAUAUAUUGAGAGUAGAUAAUUGGAUCUGUAGGGUCCAUCAUAACCAAACAAAAUCUAUGUCUCUCAGUGUCAGCCAACUUACUUAUAUAUUUUUUUUUCUGCAAUCAUGGUGUAUUAUUUACUUCCAUAUUUUACACUGGUUGUACUUGUGUGUUGUUAUAAUGGGAUGUAUGAGUCAUUUCUCUAAUUGUUUAUUGGAUGAUAAACAUAGGAAUAUAAACUAAGAAUCUGAAGGAAUUCUGACUAUUUCUGCCUGAUGUGUACACAGUGUGUACUCAAGGAAGGAUAUAAGGCCAUGCUGUAGUUUAUCGGUGCCUUUCCUCCUGGUUAAAUAAUGAAUCUCUUAUCACAGAAUCCUCAAACGCCUUAUUUCUGCACUUUGCAACAUACUUGAAAUAAAGGAUUCAAAAGAUCUGUAGAGAAUAGUUUUACUUAUUAAACUCAAAGAUCUGAUGGAUUUAUACUGGUAAUAAACUGACAAUCAGAACCGUCUAACCAUGAAAAUACCCUGAACAUCGGAUGAUUGGAGUUUAUGAAUACACCUUAUCAAUUUAAACAAAUAAAACCUCUCACAUUUAUAGAAAUGUCUCUGUAUGAUAUAGAAAUGUCUCUGUAUGAUAUAAAAAUGUCUCUGUAUGAUAUAGAAAUGUCUCUGUAUGAUAUAGAAAUGUCUCUGUAUGAUAUGAAAAUGUCUCUGUAUGAUAUAGAAAUGUCUCUGUAUGAUAUAGAAAUGUCUCAGUAUGAUAUUGAUAUACUUUUUGAAUUUGGAUCGUGUGCUAUUGAGGCCUGUGUUAUUGUGUCUAUAUGUGCACCACACCACUACCCACGGUGGAGCCACCGGACGUCGAGUGGAGCCAUCAGAUGUCCGGAUGUCUAGUAGGUUGUUACAUAUUCCGAGGACUAAAGUUCUGUGUAUGUCCCUAAUGUCAUUUUAUGUCAAUCUACGGUGAUGAUACUUGAUAUUGAGAUAAAAGAAAAAACACCAAAAAUUGAAAUAUUGCUGCUUUUGAAUUAUUAAAUUACUGAUAACCAAUUUAACUUCACAUAUAUAUUUAUGUACUCUGGUUUAUUUAAAUACAAUUGUAUAAACCAUAAUCUCUCUUCUCACGAGAUGGAAUGAUUUUCUUUAUAAAACAGAGUGUUCCAUUGUGGAUGCGAGGGGUUGUAAAUGUUCAGAUCUGUCUCCUCAAACCGUUUGAAGUACCUGUUACACUUCUUAGCCUGAAGUUUAUAUACUGUGCCCUAAUAGCUUUGCAAAUAACUGUUAUUUAGUGUAAAAUAUUGUUAAUGUGAGUUUGCUGACGAGCUUGAACAGUUAUUUGAUUUGUGUCAGUGGAAAUAGCAUCUUCUAGAUGUAUGCUGAACUGUUCUUAAAAGUCAUGCAAACAAUAUAUAUCCGAGUAUCCUGCCUUAAAUGUUAGGGAAUAAGAAUGACUUUCAGUGUUGAACUAAAGCUCCAAAGUCCAGAAGUCUUGGCAAAUAUUCAGAAUCUAUUAUUCUUUCAGACUAUUGUUAUCAAGAGGUUUAACAUAAAAGCUGUAUAUGUUAGAAUUUAGUAUUCCUGUAUGUGUAUCCAUUGUACAUACGUAUUGGCGGGUGGUUUUAUCAGUAAGGUGUAGUUGUAUGUGUAUCCAUUGUACAUACGUAUUGGCGGGUGGUUUUAUCAGUAACGUGUAGCUGUAUGUAUGAUGUAUAUCUAGGUCAAGGUUUCACAGAUAAUUUAACAGUUUUGUCAGUUCAAUGGGAAAUCAUAAAUAAAGAGGAAAACAUCCUAGCCAAAAUCAUCUGUGAAACUUUGGUCUGAAGUAUUUGUGAACAAGUUGUUGUUGGAGAUAAUUGAUGUGUUGUACAUCGUGAAUGAUUGACAAACUGUAAAGGAUGUGUCACUUUGUGAUUUAUAUUAAUAUCUCUUUUCAGAACUCAAUCAGUAUUGUCUCAUUUUGAGGUUAUUACCACUUCUAACCAGUACAACAGACAGCAUUCAAGUCUUAUAUUCUAAGAUUAUCAGAGAUCUUCCUUUUUGUAAACAAUUCAAAAAUCCGUAAUUUAAAUGCUUAAAUGUAUUUAGUAUGUCAACAUGAGGUUUCAUAGAUCAGUGUUAUUUCCUGUUCAAAUUUUUUUCUUUGAAGCAAAUAAAAGGAAAUAUUUUCACCUUGGGCUUGUAUAGGUUUUCGUAUUGGUAUAAUUUUCUUAAUUACCGGUAUACAAAAAUUUAAUUCUUUCUUCAUAAAUCACCAUAUUAAAAAAAGCAGAAUCUGUGGUGCAUUGUUGAUUUCAUUACUGUGUGGACUAGAAAUAAUGAGUUGUAAUCACUGUAUUAACUUCUGUACAAUCCCACAAUAAUCAAACUUGGGGAUUGUUAUUUAUAGUAUAAGGGUAUCAUCAGUCAUCAUAGCUAUAGAUAGGUAUAGUGCAAGAAAUCCCCUUAGUUAUUAAAGUAAUAGAUAGUUGUUUUAAAGUUUGACAAUUCCUACUUUCAGUUUUCAGGCCUUCUCCUUUACCAUCUAAUUAAUGUAGCCUUGGUCUAUGACCUAAUCACGUCACAUGCUUUCUUGCUGUAUUUACAGUACGAAAUUAUAUAUGUAUAAAUAUCCAACCACUUUUAUUCUAUAAAUUUCUACAUGUAUGCCUGAAGUGAAAGGACUUGAACACCAACACAGGAUUGACUGAUGUGUAGAAUGAAGAAUCACCCAAGAUUUCUCUUUCUAUUCCUCAGGAUAAUGAUUACUCAAAGCCUUGUACUUUAUUCUAAAAAUUAGAUAUGAUCUCAAAAUACUUUUUAUGAAGUUUUAACUUUUAAAAGUAAUUCAAAUUUGGGAUUUUAGGAGGAGAAAAAAAAGGUUUGUUUAAAUAUGAGUAGAGAAUGUUAUUUCCAGAUUACCUCCCUUUACUUGCUUUGUUUGGUUGUUUGUGUACGAGAAGCCAUGCUAGUAUCCAGUAUGUGGUGGAUUUGUCUGUAUGGAGUCGUUAUUUGGUACAUGUACUGUUUACAUGAAUCAUGUUUUUUUUGGAUGUUAUUGUAACCUCAUAAAUUAUUUGUUGGUUUAUAUAGUAGAGCUUAUGCGGUCUCUGUCAAUCACUUCACUUUUGGUAAAGGAUUAGUCCCGUUUAUUUUCCAUCCAAAUGAUGACUGAUAACGAUCAUAGUAACAAAAUCGAACAAUUUGUGUUGGCCUUGUGGAAAAUUAGCUUCUAAAUAUUCAUGAGGGAAAUCAAUUCAUGAAUAUUCACGGACUUAUCCUGAAAGUGAAGUGAUGAUCAGUAUUCAGCAGAAGUGAUCAUUAAAACACUGCCUUUGUAACUAUGUCAGCUAGAGUUUGUCCUGUCAGCAAUAUUUCAAAUACUUUCUGUAUGGAAUAAAUAUUAAGUUAAAGAAACUAAA